This is a messenger RNA of Nerophis lumbriciformis (worm pipefish), 4248 nucleotides long. Lineage: Eukaryota; Metazoa; Chordata; Actinopteri; Syngnathiformes; Syngnathidae. The record is from RefSeq and is a predicted model, not a curated record.
AUGAAACUUUGCUUCCUGCAAACCUUGCGUGCCAUGUUGCUAUUGUGGUGGUCCUUUUUCUGGCCCGGCAUGCUUGGGCGGUGGGUUGUCUCCUCCGAGUCAACCAAAGUCAACUUCUCAUUGGAACACAGUCUCCCGACGUUCACCGCUGAGUUCCCAGUACAGAACAUGGUAUCGCUGGAUGGCGUCGUCUACGUGGGCGCCAUCAACCGUAUCUACGCGCUGGCGCCCAACCUUACUAAGCUGUCUGAGUACCGCACAGGGCCUCUGCUGGGCAACGAGUCCUGCGGCUCUGGGGGUGUCGGUGAAAUGGAUAACCACAAUUUAGCCCUUGUGGUUGAGAAUAUGUACGACAAAGGCUUGUUCAGCUGUGGCUCGGCGGACAACGGCGUGUGUCGCCGCCACGUCCUUGACGACGAUAUCAGCCCAAAGACAGUGGAUGAGGACGUUUACUGCUUCGCUGACAAAGUGUUCCCUGGCAGAGGCAUACCGGCGGAUGCCGACGUAGUGGUUGGCCCAUCAGGCUCGCAGGUGCUCAGCGUAGAGAGCAACGUCAUCCAUUUCUUCGCGGGCAACUCAGAGAUUCCCAGCUCGGGGAGUCUGCCAGAUGCCAUGACUCGCCCUCACACCCUCUCCCUGAGGAAGAUGAAGACUAGCCAAGACGGGUUCACCUUCUUCUCUGAACUGUCCCACAUGGAUCUGAUCCCGUCGCUGCGGGGGAACUACUACCUGCGCUACGUUCACUCCUUCCACAGCGGGCCCUAUGCGUACUUCCUGACGGUGCAGCGAGUUAGCCGGGACUCGCCGGCCUUCCACACACGGAUCGUGAGGAUGUGCUCCUCGGAUUUGGUCAUCCGCCGCUACGUGGAGAUGCCGCUGGAGUGCAUCAGCACCGACAAGCGGCGGCGACGCUCGGCCGAAUCCCGCAAGGUGUUCAACCUGUUGCAGGCGGCACACGUAGCCAAGGUGGGCGAGGAGCUGCAGCGCCACUUCCAGAUUGAAGAGGGAGACGACGUGCUUUUUGCCGCCUUCGCCCGUGGAAAGCCCAACUCCAGCGAGCCCACCACCAACUCUGCUGUGUGUGCCAUCAGUAUCAAGCACCUCAAUAGCAUGUUUCGAAUGUACAUGCAGAGGUGCAACACCGUGGACCCGUACCAUUUCACUGGUUCAGAUGGCAAGGCAUGCUACAACGUGAGUUCGUCAGAUGAAUGCGACCCACACGAGGGUAUCCAAGAGGGCAAGGAAGGAAAAUAUCGUCUACAGGUGACCCAGUUUGUGCAGCGUCUGGACUACUUGCACAAAGAGCUCACAGGGACUCUAGUGACCUCUAUCAAGGUGCUUCCCGUCCACGGACAUGCCGUCGCCUUCCUGGGCACCGCCGACGGACGCCUCAUUCAGGUGCGCUUUUCCCGCUUUGCCUCGCCACACGUCAGCCUGCGCUUGGACUCCCGACCCGUCACGUCCUCAGUUGCGCUGUUCGAUGGCCAGGGUGCUGGAGUUCUAUUAUUGGCCACCGGAAACAAGAUCACCAAAGUGCCCCUGAUUGGCCCGGGCUGCAAUCAGUUGACAUCCUGCACUUCCUGUCUCCUGUCUUCGAGGGUGACUGAGUGCGGGUGGUGUGACGGCCGCUGCACGCGAGCCCACCAGUGCCUGUCCCCUUCCAUUUGGACGCAGGACUACUGUGCACCUGUUAUCACCAAAGUGUCUCCGUCAUCCGGGCCUCUCCGUGGCACCACAGCGGUGACCAUCCGCGGCCGUAACUUCGGCUUCGACAGGACAGAGCGCUUCAAGGCAGCGUUGGUUAGCGUGGAGCUGGCCGGCGCCCCCUGCAAACUCCCUAGACAGGACAACCUCAACAGUUGGACUGAGAUGCAGUGUUCCCCCGUCUUCACUGGGAACUUCACCCCGACUGGACAUGCAGUCAAGGUCACCAGUGGACACAAAAUUGCAAUCAUGGAGGGCGCCUUCACCUUUGUGAAUCCAGUGAUCGACAAAAUCUUCCCGACAUUUGGCCCAAAGUCCGGUGGCACUAUGCUGACCAUCAGGGGUUCCUUUCUGGACACUGGCAACAAACAAGAAAUCACUGUGGGCACAGCCACCUGUGUCAUCCAGAGUCUUUCGUCGAACAUGCUGAUCUGCAAGACACCGCCUCACACAGUCCCGUCAGCACAACCCGUCAAGCUGAUGGUGGACUCUGUGGAGCGCCAUGCCCCCUCCCUGUUCACCUAUAACCAGGACCCCCUCAUCAAUAGCAUCCAGCCAUCACGCUCCUUUAUCAGUGGUGGCUGCACGCUGUCGGCUCACGGUUUCUUCCUACAGUCGGGCCUCCAGCCUGAGAUGGUCCUCACCACUGGACAGGAUGCUGUUGUCUUCCACGUGAGUUGUGUGUAUGGCGAGAACCGCACCUCCAUCCAGUGCACCACACCCUCCCUGGCCAAAUUGGCUCUGCCGCCGCCAGUGGUAACCAAAGUUGCUUUCAUUCUGGAUGGAUACCCCACUGACCAAUGGGAUCUGAUCUAUGUGGAGGACCCCCUUUUCCAAGACCCCAAACUUACGUCCAAGGACAAUAAGAGCGUUUUGGAGCUCAAGGGUGACCGCAUGGACCGGGAAGCCAUGAAGUGCCAGGUGCUGACAGUGUCUAACCGCAGCUGCGAGACCCUCACGCUGGUGGGCAACACGCUAGAAUGUACUGUGCCCAAUGAGCUACAGGCGGCCCCCGCCAAGGAGCUGCAGGUGGAGUGGCGGCAGGCUGACUCCAUCCGUCACCUUGGCAAGGUGACUUUGGCACAGGAACAGGACUAUACGGGCCUGGUGGUGGGCUGUGUGCUGGUCAGCCUGCUACUGUUGAUGCUGGCCUCGCUGCUCAUGUGGCGCAGAAACAAACGCAUUGAUGAUCUGUCUGAGGUGUGGUACGACAGCCGUGGUGAUAUCCAGCACCUGGACAGGCUUGCUAGCGCCAGGAGCGUCAGUCCCACUAAUGAAAUGGUGUCUCACGAGUCUGUGGAUUACAGAAGUACGCUGCUGGAGGACCAGGGCAUGGAGCGUCCAGAGACAUGCCGUGCGGCCCCUGUUCUGUACGGGUCAGGCAGAGAGCCACUGUCGCCCAGGCUGGGGGUACUGGCCCGCGGGUUGGGGAUGGAUGGCGAACUAGUGUCGCCACUUCUGAUGGCGCCCGUUCACAUUGACCUAUCCAGUCUGCAUCCAGAGUUGCUGAGAGAGGUCCAGCACGUGGUGAUUGUACGGGAAAGACUCCUGCUGCACCUCAACCAAGUCAUCGGCAGAGGUCACUUCGGAUGCGUCUUCCACGGAACUUUGCUAGAGCCAGAUGGCCAGAACCAACACUGUGCCAUCAAGUCUUUGAACCGCAUCACAGACUUGGACGAAGUGACCCAAUUCCUGAAGGAGGGCAUUAUUAUGAAGGACUUUAGCCACGCCAAUGUCCUGUCGCUGCUAGGCAUCUGCCUGCCACCCGAGGGCUCGCCACUCAUGGUUCUGCCCUACAUGAAGCACGGAGACCUGCGCAACUUCAUUCGCGAUGAGGGCCACAACCCAACAGUGAAAGACCUGAUGGGCUUUGGACUCCAGGUUGCCAGAGGGAUGGAGUACCUCGCCAGCAAGAAGUUUGUCCACAGGGACCUUGCAGCCAGGAACUGCAUGUUGGACGAGAGCUACACAGUUAAGGUGGCUGACUUCGGGCUUGCGCGCGAUGUCUAUGACAAAGAGUACUACAGCGUCCACAACAAAAGUGGCGUCAAGCUGCCUGUCAAGUGGAUGGCACUGGAGAGUCUACAGACACACAAGUUCACCGCCAAGUCAGACGUGUGGUCAUUUGGUGUGUUGCUUUGGGAACUGAUGACCCGUGGGGCACCGCCUUAUUCUGAUGUCAACUCCUUUGACAUCACCGUGUUCCUCCUGCAGGGACGUCGUUUGCUACAGCCUGAGUUCUGCCCCGACGCCCUCUACACUGUGAUGGUGGAGUGCUGGCACCCGAAUCCAGAACGUCGCCCGUCCUUCUCCGACCUGGUGUCCAGCAUUGCUGCUAUUUUUUCCAGCUUCAGCGGCGAACACUACGUCCUGCUCAACACAACCUACGUCAACAUUGACAAGAUGAGCCCUUACCCGCCCCUGCUCACCACCACCGAUCCGGCAUCCACUUCCUCCUCUUCCUCUUCAUACUCCGAACCCUCAACCUCCCUAACGUCCCACCCGCUCCUUUUUUGCCAACCCGACCGGGACUGUUGUACCUGA